This is a messenger RNA of Staurois parvus, 1341 nucleotides long. NCBI's taxonomy places the organism in Eukaryota, Metazoa, Chordata, Amphibia, Anura, Ranidae. The record is from the annotation of a GenBank genome assembly.
AGCAACGUGGAGGAGUUCGAGAUCAAGGAGGAUGAGCCGUGGUAUGACCACCAGGACUUGCAGCAAGAUCUGCAGCUUGCAGCCGAGCUGGGGAAGACAUUGCUGGAUCGCAAUACGGAGCUGGAGGAAUCUUUGCAGCAGAUGUAUGCCACCAACCAGGAGCAGAUCCAGGAAAUUGAAUACCUGACGAAGCAGGUGGACUUACUUAGACGGAUGAAUGAGCAGCAUGCCAAAGUCUAUGAGCAGCUGGAUGUCGCAGCCAGAGACCUGGAAGAUGCCAAUCAGAAACUGGUGCUGGAGAGCAAAGCGUCACAACAAAAGAUUAUUGGUUUAACGGACACCAUUGAAGGACUGCAGGUCAACAUUGAUGACCUUCAGAAACAAGUGGAAGAACUGAGAAAAAACAACCAGCUGUGUCGCAACCGUGAGAAAUUUGAUCAAUCUAGAUCAACGCACAGCUUCUCCUGUCUAAAGGAACUGUAUGACCUACGCAAAUAUGAUCAUGUUUUUGCUGAGAAGAUUGCAUCUCUGAACACUCAGCCUGGACCAAUUGAGGAGGAAAACGAGAAUUUGAAGAAGACCUUGGCGGUCUUGGAAGCACAGCUCAGCACAGAACGCAAUAAAAGGGAAAGCUUAGAGGAAGAAUACAACCAGGUUGUAAAAGAAAAUACUGAGCUGGAGCAGAUCCUCCAGGAGAGAGACUCUAUCCAUGCCCGGGCAGAAGAACUGGAGGCAGAGGUGGCGGAAAUGCGUCAGAUCUGUCGGACUGACAGUGUAUUUGCAAGCAACGUUGAGAAAUUGAUCCCAGAGUCCAUCUUCAUCUCUUUUAAAGAAAAUUCAGACAAGGAUAUAGAGCCAGAGUCAAGUGUACGGCCCACAGAAGGGGACAAAAGGCCUUUAAAAAGAAGCAACAGUGAGAUGAUCUUGCCCAGUGCUACUGCAGAAGCCAUCCAGAAUGGCCAUGAAGAGACCUGUAUUAGGAGGACGGAAGCUGUAAAACAAAGGGGAAUUUCACUGCUUAACGAGGUGGACUCUCAGUACAGCGCUCUGAAAAUAAAGUAUGAUGAGCUUCUUCAGCGGUGUCAGUUAGAGGAUGAUCUCUUCAGCCACAAGGAUGUCCAGACCUCUAAGCUGUCUAUUGGCUUGACCAAUGUAUCUUCUCCUGAAGAUGGUUCUCCACUACGUUCCUUCUCAACCAAGCACAAAGCUGGUUCCCCUGGAACCCAGCCGGAGUACAAAGUUCUUUUUCAGGAAAUUUUUAGCUGUAUCAAUAAAACCAAAGAAGAAAUUAACGAGCACCGAACAAAAUACAAACAGAUUUGUCAUUCUAAAGACAGCUAG